AUGUGGCCAUUUUCUAGCUCGUCUACUAGAUCUACCGAUGAUCUUGAAAAGGAACUUCCCGAAAAUUUGAAAGUAGUAUUCCAAAAGGAAAACCCGGAGCACAGACAAGAUGAGUCCAUUGAGAAAAAUACGAAAGAGCAAAUCUUGGUGAACAGGAUGAUUCAAAAAGCACAAGAAGAACAUAAGAACUACAACUUUGAAUUUGAUCAAUAUAAGAAAAACGAAAACAUAGCUAAGGUAAGUUCAAUAAAUUGCGCAGAAUUGCAGCAGAAUGUCCUCUUGUGUCUAAAGAGCUGGAAAGCUACUGACUAUACGUUUUGCGCAAAGGAAAUAAAAUCUCAUUCAAAUUGCUUGGAAGUCCAAACUGAGGCCCUUAGGAAAUUGCAGUAUGAUAACUGUGUAGAUUUGAAGCAUUGUAAGCAAAUUAGAUUUAUCGUAGAUGAAUUAUUUGUCAAAAACUUUGGAUCAUUGGGUGAAAAGUUCGACGAAGACAACUAUAUAACUUUUAUGAGAGAAGUGGAAGGGAAUUUCGAAAACCUUUGGAGCAGCUAA
Dujonia railenensis is the source of this 552-nucleotide messenger RNA. The record is from the annotation of a GenBank genome assembly. NCBI's taxonomy places the organism in Eukaryota, Fungi, Ascomycota, Pichiomycetes, Serinales, Debaryomycetaceae.